Molecule: messenger RNA, 2012 nt
Organism: Panicum hallii
Lineage: Eukaryota; Viridiplantae; Streptophyta; Magnoliopsida; Poales; Poaceae
Product: BOI-related E3 ubiquitin-protein ligase 1-like
Exons: 1
Coding region: 222-1286 (354 amino acids)
Molecular function (GO): ubiquitin-protein transferase activity
Source: RefSeq, a predicted model, not a curated record
CUCCCCUUUUGUCGUCGCCUCACCCGUAUCACCCAUGCGCUCCCACCAGUGAGUGACCAGGCCACCACUACCGCCCACCCACUCGCCGCGACUCCCAUCGCCGCCGCAGUCCAUGUGGCGUCGCCACCUCCGCGGUAUAUAACCCAACCGCACCUCCACCGUACCCACUUCCUCUUCGACUUCCCCACUUCAACUCUCUUUCAUCUAUUCGAUCCGAUUCCAUGGAGAGAACUCUUCCGGGCACAACAAUGGCCGUGCACCAGGCGCGCUUCGCCGGCGUCCUUCCGCCAUGCGCCUGGUACGGGGAGCUCAACGACUACGGCGCGCUCCUGUCCGCCGCGUCUGCCAACGGCGGGUGGCAGUACGACUGCGCCGCCGGCGGCGGCGUGGCAAGCGGCGCGCAGAGCGAGCUGACGUGCAACGGUGGCGCCGCGGUGGCCCUGCCCUCGCGGAAGCGCGGCAGGGAGGACGAGCCCGAGCGGCACUACGUGGCGGCGGCCUCGUCGGCGGCGCUCCUGCCGAUCCCGGGGUGGCACGAGACAGCCCCCGUCGCGCACCAGCCCCCAGCGGCUGUUGCGAGCCGGAUGGCGCAGUCGCCAGCGGCGGUCACGAGCCGGAUGGCGGAGUCCGCGAUGGCGUCGACGAGCGGCCGGCCGGCCGCCGCGGUCGCCGCGUCGUCGGUGGCGGAUGCGCUGGUGGCCGAGAUGUGCCAGCAGAGCGCGGAGGUCGACGCGCUGGUGCGCGCCGAGUGCGACCGCCUCCGCGCCGGGCUGGAGCAGGCGCGCAAGCGGAGGUGCGUGGCGCUGGCGAGCGCCGCCGCGAAGGGCGCGGCGCGCGCGCUGCGGGACCGGGAGGUGGAGCUGGAGGCGGCCCGGCGCCGCGCGGCGGAGCUCGAGGAGCGGCUACGGCAGGCGGCGGCCGAGAGCCAGGCGUGGCGCGGCGCGGCGCGCAGCAGCGAGGCCGUCGCGGCCGGGCUCCGCGCCACGCUCGCGACCAUCCUCCUCGGCGGCGGCUCCGCAGCGCAGCCCGCAGAGGAGGGCUUCGGCGACUCCGGGUCGUGCUGCUUCGUGGCCGACGCCGACGACGCGCCGGUGGUACACGCCGCCACCGCCUCGUCCUCGGGUAGCAGCAAGUGGGCGUGCCGGGCGUGCGGCAGCGGCGAGGCGUCGGUGCUGCUGCUGCCGUGCCGGCACCUGUGCCUGUGCAGGGCGUGCGAGCCCCGGGCGGACGCGUGCCCCGUCUGCCUCGCCGCCAGGAGCGCGUCCAUCCACGUCGCCGCCGACUGACCGAUGACCACCGGAGGUCGCCACGGCGCGCGUCGGUUGGCUCCGUGGGCCGUGUCGUCAACUGACAUUACUCCAGAUGCGUAAUUAGUAGGCUGUUAGGUCGUUAGAUGAGCUCGAUCCCGUUCGUUUGUUCUUUCCGGGAGUUACGGCCCGGUGGAUGAUUUGUUCCGUCUUCUGUUGAAUGUGAAUGAGCAUCUGCCGCAGCUACGUGCUUCUGGUCCAAACCCUAUACUGGCCACGGCGGAGCAGAGCGGACGCCGUCGAUCUGCCACCAGGCCGUGUGGGCUCACGUGCGUCGUACGCCGCGUCAUCCAAGCUUUCGUUCAGAGAAAGCGCGAGGAAGAGGCCCGACGAGGAGUCAUCAGCACAGAGCACACGGUGUAAACAGUUGCCAUGCAUCGGGCAUCGGCGUUUGUUCUUUUCCUUGCCGUGCCGUUCCUGGUUUGCUAUCGUCCUUUGCAUCAUGACAGGGAUAGAUGGCUGCUUGUACGUAAAGUAGUACUUGUCCGGUCCUAGCCAGCUAGUCUUUCUCCUUUUGUCCUAGCGAUCUCUGUUUCACAUUUACCGCGUCGAUCACUUGAUUAGGGCUUCAGUUUUGCACGUGUUAGCCUGUUAGGGGGAAAACCAUACAGAUCAGUUCAAAAUGGUGAGGCAUCAGGCAUGGAGUCACAUCAUUAGCCUUGUCUCUACCAACCUACGUGCAUACGGCCCAUGCCCGUUCUGCUC